AUGCGGGCAGCGGAGAUCAUGGUAGAGCCGAACGAGUCGUGGGAACUGGGCAGUAGAGAAAUCCAAAAAUGUCUGCUCUUUGGCUUGGCACUAUGGGACCAUUCCCCCGCAGAGAUGGGCGCAUCCCUGGCGACUAUCCCUGGCUUGCAAGCCCAAAACACCAACGGGAUGAAGUCCGGCUUCGGACGUCGUGGCCUCGGUGGAUCUCCGCGAGUCGUUGCUCUGGUUCACGAUGCAGCGGUACGACUGUAUAUGCGCUGCGGACAAUUACCGGGAGUUUUCCCUUCUGCCUCUUGGCUCUGGAGUCUGGAGACCUUCAACCAGGGCUCUGGGAGCCUACGAGAGUCAGAGGUUGACGACGGUGCGGAGACGCCAGAGAACGCCAAAUAA
Colletotrichum lupini is the source of this 390-nucleotide messenger RNA. RefSeq lists its product as uncharacterized. NCBI's taxonomy places the organism in Eukaryota, Fungi, Ascomycota, Sordariomycetes, Glomerellales, Glomerellaceae. The transcript has 3 exons. The coding region runs from base 1 to 390 and encodes 129 amino acids. The record is from RefSeq and is a predicted model, not a curated record.